Stylonychia lemnae is the source of this 1245-nucleotide messenger RNA. The record is from the annotation of a GenBank genome assembly. Lineage: Eukaryota; Ciliophora; Spirotrichea; Sporadotrichida; Oxytrichidae.
AUGCCGAUAGCUUCACCUCAGGAGUUUGAAUAGUACAGGAUUAUUAUGAAAGAUUUCGAGGAAGGCUUCGGACAGGAUCUACAGAGAAGGCUUCAACGAUACGCCUCAUAACAUGAGAUAUGGCAUGAAUAGAUAUGGAAAGAUCAUGAGUUUUUAAGCAACAGGCAGUGGGAUUUGUUUUUUUGUGGAACUAGAACUCCUUAGCAUGGUUGUGAUACUAAUACUAUGAAAAAUCCUGAAGGAAAUGAAGUAAUGAUCCUAAUCAAAGACUAGAUUUUCUUUCUUAGUAUCGAUGCUACAGCAAGUACCAUCAGGAUUCAAUAUGAUCUAAUGGCAAUGUUAAGGAAUGUGUCAGAAAUGAAAGAAUGCAGAGAACCAAGCGUAGGAGUACUAACUUGCUUAGAUAGAGAUGAAUGGACUCUGGCUAGAAAGAAAUUAAUGAAAAACAAUCAUCGAAUUUUCGAUCAAAUUGACUCUUCACUAUUUGUCGUUUGUUUAGAUCAAGAUGAACAUUCAGAUUUAGUUGGGUUUUCAAAAGAAGUCCUACUCUCUAAAGAUGGAAGAAACAGGUGGUAUGAUAAAUCGUUUCAACUCAUUGUGUCACCAGAAGGAUAGGCAGGCAUAACUUUUGAGCAUUCUUAAUUGGACGGUGAUACUUCUGUGGAUUUUAUAAAGAUGCUAACAAGACUUGAAACUUGUUUCACAAGUACCUAAGAAACUAUUUAGAAAUUCACAUUGGAAGCACAGAGCAUUCACUAGCAAAUCUAUCAUAAUGAAGAGCUAACUUGCCAAUGGUUUGAGCAACACAAUACCAAAUCUGACACCUUUUGCUAAUUUGCAUAGGUCUAAGCAUUCAGCAACUUACAAAAGUUUCAUAUUGGAUAACUUAAAGAUAUUUUUGCUGGCAAUAUAAUCGAUACACAUUUAUUCAGCCUAGAGGUAAUGAUGAACUCCUAUGAAAGACAUGAGUUAUUUGAUCAUAUAUUAUAUAAACGAUUAAAUACUUGGGAUAUCCUCGCAAGUAACUUAUCACCUGCAAUUGGAGUUCAGACUACUGCUCUCUGUCCCGAAAGAACAAAUCUUUUUGAAAUCGCUUAUUAAAUUACCUCAAAGGGCAUCAAUGUAAAUAUAUCUGACAAAUCUCAUAGCCCAGAGAGGCUCAAACUUUAUAUUGAAAAUCUUAAGAAGAUAAUGAUCUAACUUAAGACUAAACUAACAGUACUAUAUUAAAAAUCCUAUGAUUGA